This is a messenger RNA of Aspergillus vadensis CBS 113365, 855 nucleotides long. RefSeq lists its product as uncharacterized. The record is from RefSeq and is a predicted model, not a curated record. Lineage: Eukaryota; Fungi; Ascomycota; Eurotiomycetes; Eurotiales; Aspergillaceae. The transcript is spliced from 6 exons. Bases 1 to 855 code for a protein of 284 amino acids.
AUGACUUCCAUCUUCCUCAUUGGCCCUGGUCUUAUCGGUGGGGAGACCUACCAAAUCACCGCGCUGCUGCGGAGGGAGUCUGCCCGUCAGGCCUUUCACGAUCUGGGUGUGCAGACUGUCCUGGGGACUCUGGCCGACAAGGAUGUAAUUGCCGCCCAGACCGCUGUAAGUGAUAUUGUCGUUCACAUCGCUACCACUGAUGAUCUCCCCUCGUUUCGGGGCCGUGCUGGCAGGAAUUCGACAUGGUGUGAAUCUCAUCGGUACAAUGCUGAAGACAGCCACAAAACUGAUUGUAUUUAUGAUUACAAUAAACCAGCCUCAAUCGACGCCCUUCCAGCCUCGGCCGCGUAUCGCGUAAUUGAUCUUGUGAUUGUCCGCGCUGGCAAAACGGCUGAGCUCUCAUGCAACUCUAAUCUUGUAAUCAUGAUCCUGCCCAUGUGCCUUUCUAUCCAGCUGCCGACCAUGGUCUGCUACUCCAUCAAGCACGGGUACCCUGGGAUGACCGGCGACGAACUUGCCGUACGCAACCAGGUGUAUAUCAAAGAUCUUGCCCGCGGCUAUGUCACUCUUCUGCACUGGCUCGAAGAGAGCCCCGCUCCGACAAACGGCGAGAAGCUUUCGUGGAGAGUGCUAGUGAUUAGGUUUGGGUCCAGUGCGCGGAACCGGGCGAAUCGUCUGCGCAAGAUCCGUUGGGAAGCGAGAAAGAAGAAGACGUUUCCCUCGCUUACCGAGGACGGGGUUCCGCAUAUUCUGCUGGAAACUGGUGAGUUUAACGGGUAUUCUGCCGCUGUUGCAUCGGGCAAUUUCGAAGGAAAUAAGUACAAAUUAUGCUAUAGCCGAGGCCUCCAUAUAUGA